This is a messenger RNA of Gongylonema pulchrum, 441 nucleotides long. The record is from the annotation of a GenBank genome assembly. NCBI's taxonomy places the organism in Eukaryota, Metazoa, Nematoda, Chromadorea, Rhabditida, Gongylonematidae.
AUGACAAGUGCAAUCGAUCUCGCCGAGCUAUUUAUGACAGUUUUGGAGAAAUCAAAAACACCAGCUUCACCGGAAUUGUUGGAUCGUUUCCAGGAGUUAUUCGAUCGUUUACCGGCAUUACUGGAAAAAGAUUUGGAUACGGGAUCCGGGCAGGAUCGGAGAAAGCAGUAUAUAAGUUUGGCCCUGAAGUGGACAAUGGCUGUGGCGGAGAAGCGAUCUCAUCAACGACGAGGCCAUCCGGCUCUCCAUCGGCGCAUAGCAAAAUCGCUGUGGCAUGAAGGGAAUUAUGCUGUGGCCAGAAAUCAUUUUAUGCAUUCGGACGAUAUGGAGAGUUUUGCGACAUUCCUCGUUCAAUAUCAGCAGAAAUUUGGUUAUAAUCACGAGAAAGAUUUAUUUAUAGCGCAAGCUUUUUUGCAGGUUGAUUUUCUUCGUUCUUUGUGA